This is a messenger RNA of Dunckerocampus dactyliophorus (ringed pipefish), 1338 nucleotides long. It is a transcript of the gene srsf10a, whose product is annotated as serine and arginine rich splicing factor 10a. The transcript is spliced from 6 exons. Gene Ontology annotation, molecular function: RNA binding. The record is from RefSeq and is a predicted model, not a curated record. Lineage: Eukaryota; Metazoa; Chordata; Actinopteri; Syngnathiformes; Syngnathidae. Bases 291 to 1022 code for a protein of 243 amino acids.
GUUAGUGUUAGCCAAGGCAAGGAACAACUGCAGUCGACAACAGGACGAUUUAAAACACACGUUUGUCUAACAAGUCGCCAUCUAAUCGUCGUUAAUAAUGACGAGGUACCUGCGGCCACCGAAUUCCUCUCUCUUUGUGCGGAAUAUCUCCGACGAGUCCAGAAUGGUAAAGAUACAGUUCUGGAGUUCUGCCCGCCCCUCUCUCUCCCCAAAGAAAGAAAGAAACAGAAAGUAGUCGAGAGUAGAUUGAAGCCAAAGACCAGAAGCGCUAGAACGCACAGAGCAAAAGCAUGAAGAUGCACAGAGGAGACAGCCAAAGGGAGGAAAAGCAAAGUGUUUAUUGGCCAAAGACAAGCGGCGACUUCGUCUGCCAAGGCAUUAAAGAGCAAGCUCAAGGUCAAAGGUCAAGAGUGUUAAAGGUAACCAGACAAACUUUAUACGUCCGCGACGCCGAGGACGCCCUCCACAACCUGGACCGCAAGUGGGUGUGCGGGCGCCAGAUUGAGAUCCAGUUCGCCCAGGGAGACCGCAAGACUCCCAACCAGAUGAAGUCCAGGGAGCGACAUUCGCCACGCAGUUUCUAUGACGAUGACCGCCGCAGACGCUCACGGAGCCGCAGCUACGACCGCCGCAGGUCCCGCAGCCCCUCCUAUGAACGCCGACCCCGGCGGAGGUCCGAUAGCCCGAGAGACUCACGAUCCUACAGCCGACACAGGCGCAGCAGAAGCCGUGAAAAUGACAAGCACAGGAGCGCCACACACGACCGCCACAGGACCCAGCACGAAACGAGCUCCCGGAACCGCUCGGCAUCCCGCUCACCCUCUCCCACACCCUCCAAGUUGAGGCACAAGAGCAAAAAGAGCCGGUCCAGGUCGCACACCCCUGCCGAAGAGAUCCACCCCAGCCCCAGCGCCCACAAGCGCUCGUCUGGUCGAUCCCCGUCACGGUCCAUGUCCAGAUCUGUGUCCCGCUCACCUUCGCGCUCUCGGUCCUGGGCGGAAUGCAAGUCAGGAGGUCGGUAAGCUGCCCCAACCUCCAGAUAUUCGAAGUUAGGAUUCAAUUUCUCGUUUGAACAAGUUCUAGUCUCAGUUUACACUUCUUAAUCACGUUGGGCUGACACCUGUUUUAUGAUUCAUGCAGUUUUGUUGACAAUUUUUCAUGUUAUCACUGUUAAGUUGACCACUGUGCCCUUAACAGUGUUAGGAGGGGGUGUAGAUAUUAAUAGUCCUUAACAGUCAACCAAUGCUGAUGUAGCUUUUUUCUGUGUUGUAUACUCAACUACAUGUACUCAUCUGUUCAAUAAUUCAAUAAAGAAUUGACCUCUGCAAAUACACUUAA